Aegilops tauschii subsp. strangulata is the source of this 1905-nucleotide messenger RNA. Its product is annotated as diacylglycerol kinase 1. Gene Ontology annotation, molecular function: ATP-dependent diacylglycerol kinase activity. Lineage: Eukaryota; Viridiplantae; Streptophyta; Magnoliopsida; Poales; Poaceae. Gene Ontology annotation, biological process: phospholipase C-activating G protein-coupled receptor signaling pathway. Gene Ontology annotation, cellular component: membrane. The record is from RefSeq and is a predicted model, not a curated record.
ACACGCGCCCAGCCCCCCGCGGAAUCCCAAUUUCAACCAAAUCAAUUCCCCCCCUUCCUUCCACCCUCCCUCCUCGGGAGCUCGCCGCACCGCCGCUCCUCCUCCUCGCUGCUGGGAGGGCAGGGGAGGCGAGGGCAGGGGAGGGGAGGAAUCAUAUAUUCCUCCUCCGGCCGACGCUCCUGGUGGCAUCCGACGUUCAUUCCACACCGCCACGCCCAGCACAUCCCUUCUUUCUUUUGGUGCCGUCCACUGCAACUCCUUCAAGCGAUUCGCCUUCUUCGCGCAGGUAGCAAGCUCAAAUGGAGAACAGUUUCGAGAAAAAUAACAUGCUGAAAGAAUUCUACAUUCCGACCUAUAUUUUCAUGCCAGAGUCCUCGGUGGAGCAAGUUUCUCACAUACCCAGCUGUCCAGUGAUUGUUUUCAUCAACACCCGAAGUGGUGGCCAACUUGGACAUAAUUUACUUAUCACAUACCGCAAGCUUCUCAAUCAUGCUCAGGUGUUUGAUCUACUUGAUGAAACUCCAGACAAAGUCUUACACAAACUCUACAACAACGUGGAAAGGCUCAAGCGUGAUGGGGAUACUCUUGCUUCUGAAAUCCAUAGGAGGUUGAGGCUAAUAGUUGCUGGAGGCGAUGGAACAGCCGGUUGGUUGCUUGGAGUUGUAUCUGAUCUCAAGCUAGUUCAUCCACCUCCCGUUGCUACAGUUCCCCUGGGAACUGGAAAUAACCUGCCAUAUUCUUUUGGAUGGGGCAAGAGAAAUCCUGGCACAGAUCGUGAGUCUGUCAUAUCCUUCCUAAAGUUGGUAAAAGAAGCAAGAGAGAUAAACAUUGAUAGCUGGCAUACUGUCAUGAGAAUGAAAUGCCCAAAACGUUCUCCUUGCGAUCCAAUUGCUCCUUCUGAUUUGCCGCAUUCUCUGCAUGCAUUUCACCGUGUGCCAAAGACAGAUCCAGAAGAUAUGGAAUAUUCUUACACAUAUCGUGGAGGGUUUUGGAAUUAUUUCAGUAUGGGAAUGGAUGCACAAGUGUCUUAUGCAUUUCAUUCUCAGAGGAAAUUGCACCCAGAGAAAUUCAAGAAUCAGUUGUCUAAUCAGAAACAGUAUUUGAAGCUGGCAUGCACACAAGGAUGGUUCUGUGCCUCUUUAAGCCAUCCAAUGUCACGGAAUAUUGCUCACCUUGCAAAGGUAAAGAUAAUGAAGAAAUCUGGAAAAUGGGAAACCUUGGAAAUUCCACAGAGUAUCCGGUCCAUUGUCUGUCUCAAUUUACCCAGCUUUUCUGGUGGACUGAAUCCCUGGGGAACACCAAGUAAGAGGAAGCAAAGAAAAAGAGACUUGGUACUGCCUCCACUUGUGGAUGAUGGCCUUCUGGAGAUUGUGGGUUUCAAAGAUGCUUGGCAUGGCCUUGUAUUGUUAUCUCCGAAAGGCCACGGCACUCGUCUUGCUCAGGCCCAUCGUGUCCGAUUCAAAUUUCACCGGGGUGCAACUGACCAUGCCUACAUGAGAAUCGACGGUGAGCCCUGGAAGCAGCCUCUUCCACAGGAGGAUGACGGCAAGGUUGUCGUGGAGAUAUCCCACGCUGGGCAGGUCAAGAUGCUCGCAACCAAGGACUGUAUAGCCAAAGGCAUCAACGACUCCCCUAUGUCAACAACCUGCACAGAUUCCAGCUCCAGCGAUGACUCGGACGAUGACUUCACAGAGGAGCGGAGGAACUUCGGGGCCGCCUUGUCGUUCCGGUACAUGAAUGAUGUGAAAAAAACAGUAGAAGCUUGAAUCUCUAACUGGGCCCUGUACAGUUUGUCCUGCGUAGGAGAUAGAUCGUUGCACUGAUUUUGUCGAGCAGUGGACGUUGCCCCUGUAAGAUCCUUUUGCUGGCAAGGCUGUUUGUGUAUGGCAAAGUUGUUGUGGCGUA